AUGACAAACAAUACUAACUUAUCAUCUUAUAAACUAGCGAAACCAAAUGAAAACGAGGAUGAUAUUGCAAUUAUUGGAAUUGGAUUCAGAUUACCAUCAGGAGAUUUAAGUAAAUCAAAUGAUUCAACAAAAGAAUUAUGGAAUAAUUUAAUGAAUGGAUUUGAUGGUGUUGUUAAAACCACUGAAAGAUGGAGCGAUAAUUUUAAUGAAUUGGGUGAAAUUUCAAAUGGAAAUGCAGGUUUACUACCACUUGAUGAAUGGAAAUCAUUUGAUCCAUUAUUUUUUGGUAUUAAUCCAUCUGAAGUAUCAACUAUUGAUCCACAACAAAGAUUAUUAUUAAAAUGUACAUGGGAAGCAUUAGAAGAUUCAAAUAUUGAUCCAAUCAAAAUUCGUGGUUCAAAAACAUCAGUUUUCAUUGGUUGUACAUCAGUUGAUUAUAAAGAUAUUAGCAAAAAUCCAAAUUCAACACAAACAAACGUUUUUGGAUCGGCAUUAAGUACCAUUGCAAAUCGUAUAUCACAUUGUUUUGAUUUCUCUGGUGAAUCAAUAACUAUAGAUACUGCAUGUUCAUCAUCAUUAAAUGCAAUAAGAUUAGGCUAUCAAUCAAUUAAAAGUGGUUUCUCAAAUUUAUCAAUUGUUGGAGGUGUAAAUUCAUUAUUUGAAACAAAUUCAUCAAAAUCUUUUUCAUAUUUGAAUAUGUUAAGUAAAAGUCAAGGCAAAUGUAUGACAUUUGAUGAAAGUGCAGAUGGAUUCGUUAGAGGAGAAGGUGUUGCGUUAUUAGUUUUAAAGAGUUUAAAACAAUCAGUUGCAGAUGGUAAUAACAUUUAUUGUGUUAUUAAAGGUGCAAGUUCAAAUGUUGAUGGUAACGGUUUAAAAGAUAAACAAAACUUUUAUUCACCAUCAUCAAUAUCACAAGCUGAUAAUGUUAAUAAUGCAUUUUCAUCAACCAAUGGAACUGUGAAACUUGAAGAUAUAGUUUAUAUUGAAGCACAUGGUACCGGUACACCAACUGGUGAUCCAGUUGAAUUGGAUGGAAUGUCAAGAGUUUUUAAAACACAUUCUUCAAAUAAUUCCACCUUAAGUCAACAACCAUUAUUAAUUGGAUCAAUUAAAAGUUCAAUUGGUCAUUUAGAAGCAGCUUCAGGUUCUGCAUCAUUGGUUAAAUGUUGUUUAAUGUUUAAAAACAAAUAUCUAACACCAAAUAUUAAUUUUAAAAAUCCAAAUCCAUCAAUUAAAUUUGACGAAUGGAAUUUAAAAGUUGUUACAGAACCUAUCCAUUUCAAAGAUCUCCAAAAAACUGAUAAUUUUUCAAUGAUUUUAAAUAAUUUUGGUAUUACCGGCUCAAAUUGUUGCUUAAUUUUAUCAGAAUACAAAGGUAACAAUAAAAACAACAACAACAAAAACAGUUGCACACAUAGUGAAGAUUUAAAAAAUUUACAAACUCAAAAACAGUAUUUAGUACCAUUUUCUGCAAAUUCAGUACAAUCAUUAAAACAGUAUGAAUCGGUGGUUAAUGAUUAUUUGUUUAAAAAAUCAAAUGAUUUUAAAGAGUUUGUUAAACAACAAAUUUUUAGUAAAUCAAGUUCACUUUACCAACGUUGUGUAGUUACUGCUUCAAAUUGGAAUGAAUUUAGUGAAAAUAUUGAAUCAACAAAUAAAAUUCAAACAUCUAAUACACAAUCAUCAAAUAUGUCAAAAGUUCAAAAUAAUCCAAUUACUGUAUUUGUGUUUGCGGGUCAAGGUUCACAAUAUAAUACAAUGUCAUUGGAAUUGUAUAAUAAUGAACCAAUUUUCAAAAAAUCAAUGGAUUUAUUAGAUGAUGAACUAUUAAAGUAUUAUGAAUAUUCAGUUUUAAAUAAAUUUAGAUCAAUUAUAGAUGAUGGAGAUAGAAGUAUUCAACAUCCAACAAUUGCACAACCAAUAGUUUGUAUGUUAACGAUAUCAUUAUUCGAAUUAUAUAAACAUUGGGGUAUUGAAGCAUCAUUUAUAGUUGGUCAUAGUUUAGGUGAAAUUCCAGCAGCCUAUUGCUCAGGUAUGAUUACAUUGGAUACUUUAUGUUAUUUAAUUUAUCAUAGAUCAUUAGCACAAAUUGAAACACAUUGUAAUGGUGGUAGAAUGUUAUCAAUUGGUAUUAGUUCUGAAGAUUAUUUAUCAUCAAAUUAUUCAACUAAAUACCCAGAUAUUGAAAUUGCAUGUUACAAUUCACCAAAUUCAAUUGUAUUGGGAGGUAAUGAACAACAAUUAAAUCAAAUAUCAAAUGAAUUAAAAGAUAAAGGAAUUUUCUCAACAAUGUUAGCUUCAUUAUCAUCUUUCCAUACUUCAAAUCAAAAGAUUACAAAAGAUCAAAUCUUAAAUUUAAACAUUAAUCAUCAAUCACCAACAAUACCAAUUUUUUCAACAGUAACAACAAAUUUAUACGAAUCUUCAACAACACCAUUCAACUCCGAAUAUGUUUAUAAUAACAUAAUAAAACCAGUUAAAUUUUCCCAAACAAUUUCAAAUUUAUAUAAACAUAUUGAAAUAAAUAAAUUAGGAAAUGAAAUUGUAUUCAUUGAAUUAGCACCACAUCCAACAUUACAGUUUUAUUUAAAACAAAUGAUACCUGUAUCAUCUUUGUCAACUACUGAAGAAACUAAUUUCAAAGUUUCAAUAUAUUCAGCACUUCAUAAGAAAAAGAAUGAUAUUCAAGAGAUUCAAAAAACAAUUGCUAAACUUUAUUGUGAUAAUCGAUAUAACAUCAAUUUUAAAUCACAAUUCAAAGAUGAGCAAAUAAUUAAUAAUAAUAAUAAUCAAGAAAUAAUAUUACCAAAUUAUCAAUGGGAUGAUAAAAAAUAUUGGAAAGAAGAUUUAGUUCAACAAAAACACAAAUUUCAAGGACCUCCAAUUGACCAACUUGGUUUUUCAUUAAUUGAAAGUUCACCAAAUGUUAAAUCAUAUCAAACAUUUAUUGAUAUUAGUAAGAAACCAUUCAAAUAUCUUAAAGGUCAUAUUGUGAAUGGUAAAUACUAUUUCCCAGGUUGUGGUUAUAUUGAUAAUCUAUUGAAAUUAUAUCCAUCACAAGAUUUGACUAUUGGUUCAAUGGAAUUUAAAUCACCAUUAAUUUUAAUAGAUGGUAUUAAUCAAUGUUUACAAACAAAUAUAUUUCAAACUGGUAAAACUGAAUUUAAAGUACAAUUCCAUUUUAAAGAUAAUAAAUCAAAUGAAUGGGUACAAUCAUCAAAUGGUAAUUUCCAAUUAUUUACAAGUGGUAAUAAUGUAAAUAAAAAGUAUAAUAUUCAAGAAUUAAUUAAUAAUAAAUGUAAUUUAACAAAAUUAACAAAGAAUGAAUUAUAUCAAAAUAUUAAAUCAAAAACUGGAUUAUCAUACAAUGGUGAAUUUCAAACAGUUUCAGAGUGUUACUUAGGUGAUGAUUGUUCAUUAGCUGUUAUACCAAUUAAACCAUCAUCAUCAACUCUUUUCACACCAUCAGUAUUGGAUUCUUGUUUACAUAGUUCAGUUGGAUUAGUUGAUGAACAAUGUCAAUUAGUAUUUGAAAAAGUUGAAGGAUUUAAAUAUUAUUCAUCAAAUAUACCAUCAUUUUUAGAAUUAUCAUCUGAUAAAGAAAUUAAACUAUAUUCAUAUUCAUAUAGUUUUAAAAGAAUAGGAGAUUCAUUUUCAAGUUCAAUCAUAGUUAUGUUUGAAGAUGGUAGAAUUUUAAUUGAAAUGAAUAAAUUAGUAUGUAAAUCUUUAACAAUAAUUAAAGAUUCAUCAAUAAUACAACCACCAUUAAAUGAUUUAUAUUCAACAUAUAAUCAAUUAAUUGAUUCACCAAUACCAUCACCUUCAAAAUUCACUCAACAACUUGAUGAACCUGAUAGGAUGAAUGAAAAAGUUAAAAAUUAUGACAUUUCAAUUUUGAAAAAUUUCAUUUCAAAUCAAUUAUAUUCAAAUAUAGUUAAAAGAUGUCCACAACUUAAUAUAGAAAUAAUCAAAUCAAUGGAUAUAAUUCAAUUACUUGAAAAAUAUUUAAAUGAUGAUAAACAUUCAAAAUUAUUCAAAUCAAUUUUUGAAACCUUAAAAGAUAGUGUUAUUGAUGUUAAUAAUGUUGAUGAUCAUCAACAUUAUUAUAAUGAAAAUAAUAUAGAACAUUAUGAAAUAUUAUUAAAAUCAACAAAAAUCGUUGCAAAAUUGUUAUUUCCAUUGAUAGAUGACGAUCCUUCAAAUGAUACACCUCAAUCAUUAUUUGACAAUGGAAUGUUAGAUAAUUUCUAUUCAAAUUAUCAUAUUCUUAAAAUUCAUAAUCAAGUGAUUGCUAAUAUUAUAAGUGAAUCAAUUUUACCAAAUUUAAAUGAAAAGAUGGUAUUUAGAAUAUUAGAAUUUGGAGGUGGUGUAGCAUCAUUAUCAUUGAUUGUAUUAAAUAAAAUCAAUGAAUUAUUGAUAGAAUUUCCAAAUAGUGAAAUCGAUAUAGAAUAUACAUGGAGUGAUAUAUCACCAUCCUUCAUUCCAGAUGCCAAAUCCAAGUUUUCACAUAUAAAUCAAAAUAUUCAUAUCAUUUAUAAACCAUUAAAUCUUGAAAAGCAAUUAAUUACUGAACAAAUGUUAAAACCAUCAUAUUAUGAUUUUGUAAUAAUGUCAAAUGUAUUACAUGUAGUUAAACAAUUAAAACCACCAAUUAAUCAAAUUUAUGAAAUAUUAAAACCAAAUGGUCAACUUGUAUUUGUAGAACCAAUUUAUAAAUCAAUUUUAUUAGAUAAUAUAUUCGGUGUAUUCGAUCAAUGGUGGUGUUUUACAGAUUUAACUAUAAGAAAAGAUAGAUGUUGUAUGCCUAAAGAAUCUUGGAAUAAUUUAUUAUUAGAUUGUAGUUUUAAUGAAGUUAAAGUUAUAAUGUCAAUUGAAAUACCAAGUUUUUAUGUAAUACAUACUCAAAAGCCUUCAAUCUAUUCAAAUUUAAACAAUAUUGAAACAAUUACUCAAAUUAAUGAUGAUAAUAAUAAUAAUAUCAUUAUCUAUGGUGAUAAUGAAUUAUCAUUAUUUAAAGAGGUAUCAACAACAACAAUUUCAAAUGUUCAACAAUUUAAUGAAUUAAUUAAAAAAUCAAUUAUUACUGAUAAAUCAAUUGUUUAUUUUACAAAAGCAAUUAAUCAAUUAACAAUUGAUAAUUUCAAAUUUGUAACAUUAGAAUACAUUCAAAUUAAUCAAAUAUUAUUAUCAAAUAAUUUAAAAUGUAAAAAUGUUUUAAUUACAUUAAAUUCUGAUAAUAUUAAUUAUUUAUCAGCUUCGGUAAUUGGUGCAGCAAGAUAUUUUGAAGUAUUUCCUCAACUUAAUUUAUUCUCUUUGGAUUUUGAUCAAAAAUCAAUAAACAAUAAAGAAUUAAAUAAUACUAUUCAAUUAUUAUUAGAUUCAAAUAAAUUCAUUCAAAAAGAAUUUAAAAUUAGAGAUAACAAAGUUUAUUAUGAAAGAUAUAAGAGAAAUUCAAAUUUAAAUAAAACAUUUGUUAUAUCUGAAUCAUUUGUAAAUGAUAUCAAUCAAUUAUAUGCAAAACUAUCACCAAAUUUAGAGUUUAUUUUAGAUUCAAAGAAAUCAUUAAAAGAGAAUCAAUUAGAAGUUCAUGUUAAGGCAACUGGUAUAAAUUAUAAAGAUUAUUUACUUUAUUGUGGACUUUUACCACCUGAAAUGGUUAGUCAUAAUAAUGAUAUAAAUGAUCCAGAAUUUGGUUUGGAAUUUUCAGGUAUUGUUUCAGCCAUUGGUAGUAAUAUUAAUGAUUUCAAGAUAGGCGAUCAAAUUUAUGGUAUUGGUUAUGAUACAACUUCAACACAUAUCAUAGUUGAUUACAAUCAGAUUUACCAUAAACCAACUAAUAUUAAUCAUAUUGAGGCAGCGUCAAUACCAGGUGUUUAUUUAACAUCAUAUCAUUCAAUAUUUAAUGUUGGAAAUUUAAAAAUUAAAAGAAAUGAAUCAAUAUUAAUUCAUUCAGGUUCAGGUGGUAUAGGAUUAUCAGCAUUGAAUAUAUUGAAAUGGAAAGGUCAUAAAUCACAUAUAUUCGUUACUGUAGGUUCAAAAGAGAAAGAGCAAUACCUUAUCAAUACCUAUGGUGAUUUUAUAACUGGAAUUUAUUCAACAAUGAACAAAGACUAUUCAGAAGAGAUAAAGUUAAAAUUAAAACAAUUAAAAUCAGAUAAACAUGGUGUAGAUUUAAUAUUAAAUACUUUAUCAAGUGAUUAUAUGGAUUCAAAUUUCAAAUGUUUAAAUAUUGGUGGUAGAAUUGUAGAUUUAUCAAUCACUCAUUUAAAUCCAAAUGAAUAUAUAAAUAAUAAUAAUUUUAAAUAUAAUUUUGGCUAUCAUAAUGUUGAAUUAUUAUUUAUUGAAAAAACAUUAAUACAGAGAAUGUUAAAGAAAAUAACUAGAGCUAUUGAAAAUCAUGAAUUAAACUUAAUGCCAAUUACUGAAUUUUCAAAUUCAACAAUUAAAGUAGCAAUUGAAUAUAUUAAUAAACGUAAACAUAUUGGUAAAAUAGUUGUAAAUAAUGAUAUUAACAUUCUAAGUGAUUUAAUUGAUGUUCAUAAAAAUCAAAUUAAUUCAAAUUUUUCAAUUUUAAAAACAAAUUAUAAAAUUAAUAGUAAUAAUCAAGAUCAUUUAGGUUCAACAAUAUUAGUAACAGGUCAGUCUGGUAUUAUUUUAGAAAUUUUAAAAUGGAUUGUUAAAUUUUCAGAAAAUGUUAAAAAUAUUAUAGUUCUUUCAAAAUCAUCAAUGAAAUGGGGUUUAGAAUUAUUAAUAAAGAAGAAUAAACAUAUUAAUUUUCAUUUUAAGAGUGUUGAUGUUAGUAAUUCGAUUAGUGUUGAUAAUGCAAUUGAUCAAAUUUUAAAUGGAAAUUCAAAAACAAUAACAAAUAUAGAUUCAAUUUUUCAUUUUGCAUUUGAAUUUACAUUUUGUGGUGUAAAUGAAAUCGAUAUGAAAAGUUUAGAAAUUUCACAUGGUGCAAAAACAAUGGGUGCAAUUAAUUUACAUAAUCAAUCUAUAAAAAGAAAUUGGAAAUUAAAACAAUUUAUAUUAUCAUCAUCAGUUGCAUCAAUAAUUGGUUCAGUUGAUCAAUGUUCUUAUGUUUGUUCUAAUAGAGUAUUAGAUUCAUUAUCAAGAUAUAGGAAAUCAAUUGGUUUACCUUCAAUUUGUACAAAUUAUGGAUCUGUUCAAUCUGCAGGUUUAGUUUCAAGAAAUGAAUCAAUUGCACAGCUAUUAGAUGGCCAAGGUUUGUAUCCAUUACCUAUCAAUAUGAUAUUGGGUUUAUUAGAUUCACAAAUUCAAAAUGUUUUUCAAUCUACAAAUUUAAUAGUAUCACCAUUUAAUUUUAAAACUUUAUUUGAACAUUAUAAAAAACAUCCAAUGAUACAUAAAUUCGAUUUCAUUACAAAUCUAAUUGAAAAUAAUGAAUUAACAAAUAAUAAAAAAAUUGAAAAUGACACAAGUAUAGAUAGUUUAUUUUUAAAUAAACUAUCAGAACUAUUAUCUAUUGAAGUAUCAAAGAUUAAUCAAGAUUUAAGAUUACUUGAGUAUGGUGCAGACUCACUAUUAACAGUUCAAUUAAAAAAUUGGAUUGAUAAAGAAAUCUACUCUAGUUUAAUUACAAUUCAACAACUUCAAUCAAACACAAUAUCAUCAUCAAUUAAAUUAAUUACAAAUCAAUUAAAAUUAAAAAUUGGUGAUGGACAACAACAACAACAUCGACAAAAUAAAAAAAAUAAUAAUAUUCCUGAAAAUAAAACAAUAGAAUCUGAAGAAUUUUGGAAAAAUGAAAUUAAACUUGAUGAUGAUGAAUUUAAUUUAAUUUCAUCAAAUUCAAUAAGAAAUCAAAUAGAAAUUAAAGAAUUUAAAGAAAAUGAAUUAAGAAUAUUUUUAACAGGUAGUACAGGAUUUUUAGGUGCUUAUUUACUUUGGUAUUUAAUUCAAAUGGAAUGUUGUUCAGUAGUUUAUUGUUUAUUAAGAAAUAAAAGUAAAUCUAGUAAUCCAGUUGAUGAGAUUUUGAAUAAUUUAAAACAUCAUCAAUUAUAUUAUAAACAAUUAAAUGAAAAACAUCUUUCAAAAAUUAUACCAAUUGUUGGAGAUUUAACUAAAAAGAAGUUUGGUUUAUCUGAUUAUAAUUAUUCAUUAAUUUCAAACAAUACAAAUUUACUUUUAAAUAGUGGUGCUGAUAUUAAUCUAAGAGCAAAUUAUUACGAAUGUAAACAAGUAAAUGUUAAUAGUUUAAAAGAAAUUAUUAAACUUUCACUUUUUGGUAAACCAACACAACAACAACACCACCAACCAAAACCAAUACUUACAAUAUCAACAUUUUCAGUAUUUUACAAUCAAGAAUUUAAUGGAUCAAUUGCAACUCCAAAACUUGAAACAAUAAAUAAUUUACCAACAGGUUAUAUGCAAAGUAAAGUAAUUUCUGAAUUUUUAUUAACUGAAGCAUCAUCAAGAUUUAAAAUUCCAUCAAUUAUAUUUAGAGCUCCAAGUAUAUUUUCAAAUCCUGAUACUGGUAUUGGUCAUUAUGGUGAUAUCACUCAAUUGAUGCUUCAAUCAAGUUUUAAAUUAGGUUAUUUCCCAUCUGAUAAAGAAGUAGAUAUUAAUUUAUUAUGUUCACCUGUGAAUUGGGUAGCCGAUAAUAUAAUUAAAAUAAUGUUUAAUGAUAACUUUAAAGAUUCUUCAGAUUCUUCAUUAAAGAUCUAUAAUGUUUAUGGUGAAGUUAUUAAUUCUGUUAAAAUUCUCCAAGUAUUAAAAAAUGAAAAAGGUGGAAAUUGUAAAGAAGUUAAUUUUAAACAGUGGAAGCGUAUGGUGAUGGAUUCUAAUGAAAAAGUUUGUAUUAAAUUAAGAACUUUCCACACUUUAGACUUUGAUCAAAAAUACAAUUUUGAAAAAGCCUAUGGUAUCUCAAAAGAACAAAUAUCAUUCCUUCAAUCAAUUGGGUCAUAUGGUAAUGGUGGUGAAAAUAACCUGAUCCAAAUGAUAUUCAAUCAUAUCCUUGCCAAAUACUCAAAAUAA
Molecule: messenger RNA, 8997 nt
Organism: Dictyostelium discoideum AX4
Lineage: Eukaryota; Evosea; Eumycetozoa; Dictyosteliales; Dictyosteliaceae
Gene: pks14
Exons: 2
Coding region: 1-8997 (2998 amino acids)
Biological process (GO): fatty acid biosynthetic process
Cellular component (GO): membrane
Molecular function (GO): 3-oxoacyl-[acyl-carrier-protein] synthase activity; oxidoreductase activity; transferase activity
Source: RefSeq, a predicted model, not a curated record